Ceratosolen solmsi marchali is the source of this 3855-nucleotide messenger RNA. RefSeq lists its product as uncharacterized. Bases 114 to 3500 code for a protein of 1128 amino acids. The record is from RefSeq and is a predicted model, not a curated record. NCBI's taxonomy places the organism in Eukaryota, Metazoa, Arthropoda, Insecta, Hymenoptera, Agaonidae. The transcript is spliced from 11 exons.
CUAAUGGACGAUAGCAUAACCUAAAAAUGCUCAAUUUUUGGAACGACUUAAUAGUCUAGUAAAGUAAAGAAAGCGAAAUCUUCUCGACGACCACGCGGCUGCACUUCCUUAACAUGACAAUGUCGUGCUGCGACGGAUUCCGACUGCCCGCACCCUCGGAGUGCUCGCUCCGGAGUAAGGCGCGCAUCGACGCCCUCUUCGAGGAGACGCAAUCCGUGUGCAGUUCGAGCCUCGCGGGUGGAGGCUGGUGUACGGCCGGGGGUGCAGUGGCUGGCGACGACCCCCGGCGAUGCUACCGCGAGGAGGACCAGCAGCGGAGGGUGAACAGCGCUGUACAGGCGCGCAUCGAGGCAAUGUUCGCCUCGGUCGAGGCCGAGAACGUCGGCGAAUGCGCGGCCGCUGUAUUGCCGGUAAAGUACAUGGGGGCGGCGCCGGUGGGGGGCCGCGUGGCGUCGGUCCGCGGCCUCCAGGAGCCACUCCGUCAGCUGGCCGAGCGUAUCGACGAGUCUGUGAGUGCGGAGCUCGAGAUCAGCCGACGCGGCCUCACCUUCCGCGCUAACGACCUCCACGAGAAGAACAACCCCUUCCGGAGAAUCGCCGUCUGGAGCGCCUUGAAGCUACAAACACGACGCCGCCACAAUUCUCUAUCCCAGGAGGUGGUGCACGCGUUCGUGCCCUUAGUGUCCGAGGAGCGGGACCCGAGCGCCAGCACGACGAACAGCGAGGACCGCCACGCCGACCUUUACCGCACGAUGCGCGGUCUCGCCAAGGACGUGGAGGACUACCCGCCAAUUUUCGCUGUGGUGAUGCGACGACCGGGCGCCGCCCGACUCCUUGAGUGCCACGCUUUCGCCUGCCGUUGCGAGGAGGACGCGAUUGCCGCUGCGGCGACCCUUUACCGCGCCCUCCUCGCCGACCUCGACGCCACCGCCCGGCGACCGAGGCAGAGAAACGGACUCGGCUGCGCGAGCCUCGCCUCCGUCGUCUCCAGCGUCCCAGACAACAGUAGCGUCCUCACGACCAAGCGUCUCGAGCUUCAGCGGCCUAAAUUGCCCCCACCGCCGUUCCCGCCCCCCCUGCCGUCCUCCAAUCGACAGCCGGUGAGGCCGCCACGCUCGAAGAAGAGCAGCCCGACGAGCAGCAGUGCGAGCAUCGGCGAGAAGCCCUCUCGUAUGGACAAAAACAACUCGGUGGUCUCGAAGACCGAGGACGUCACCGAGGCCCACAGUCGUCGGCUUGGCAGCCAAUCCGGCAAUAAUAACGAGGUCGAGGCCAAAGAGAGGCACCCUGACAACAACGCCAGUCUGCGGACAUCAUCACAUCCGAAGGAGACGAGCGAGGAGAGGCGCAUGAACGCCAAGAACAAAAUGUACGGGUCGAGGAGCUCGCGUUGCCGAGGUACCGAGGCGAUCGAAGCGCCAGUGAUCGAGAAGAUUUACGAGCAGCGAAAAUUCCGAGAUGGCCACGUCGUCGAUGACCCGUACGACGAAAACGAGAAGUCCUCGAGCGAUCACGAACGCUGCGGAUCCUACAACUUCAACUGUUGCACGGAAAAUUCCCUCUACGAGAGCAGCCGCAUCUACGCGGAAGUUCAUAGCGUCAGCUCCAAGCCAAUGAGCGAGCAACGUCUGCCCAUGUCGUCGUCGAGUCGCGGACAAUCAUUGUCCGGGUGUCGUGGCGAAGCUUACGAGGACACGGGACGCAAGCGUAGCCUCGCGUCCCGGUACAGCCAUCACUUUCGCAACGCCGAGAAGAUUUAUCAGCUUGGACAGCGCGAUCAGCUCCCGAGCGACGACAGGAUUUACGACACUGCCUGCACCACCAGGCAAGCGUCGCAGGGGCCGAGAUACGGGGCCGGCAACCGGUCGACGCGCUCCUCGAGGCGUCCAGGCCGCGUCUCCACGUUGGAUCGACCGCUGCGCCGAGGCGAGUUGGAGGCCCAGCGGCAGCCUCAGCAGGUCCAGCCUCAGUGUUUCCCAAUGCAGGAACGGCGCAGGAACCGCGCGGGUAGCGAGCCGCCAAACUCCCGAACGGAGGCCGCCGCGGCUGCGGCCGCCGCUCACCUCAGACGCUCCCAGAGCGAGCUCGACCUGGACCGCGGUGACCUUAUGACCCGAGUUGAGUUGCCCCGGCACGGCAGCUUCCUUAAACCAGGGAGCGUGCGGAAACGCGAGAGCCUCGAAGGUGGAGGCGCGGGCACACCUCUCGGCUUCACGGAACUCUUCGACGAGUUCCGUAACCAGGAGGGUCUCACCAGCGUCGACGACAUCCUUGCUGCCAUAAUAGAUCCCGAAGGUAUGUCGUUCAACGAUCUAAAGCCUCUGUAUAAGGAGUUCCUGCUGAAGCUCGCGGCGACGCUCACCCAGGAUGAGCUGUACGAGCGCUCGGCGAGCAUAAUGAGACGCCGACGUCGGCCCCAGCGACGCCGCUCGAGUCGCGGCGGUGGAGCCGGGGGUGCCUGUCUUCUGCGUCGGGCGAUCAAGCGCUCGGUCUCGCGGCUCAAGAGCGUUGGAAGCGGCCCGACCGAGUUCACCUCCGUCGUCUACCCGGCGCGACGACUCAACAACGAGCGCGCCAGCUUAGGAAGCACCUCGUCCCGAGAGGCGAGCGCCGGCUGCAGGACCGCGGAUGCCCCAAGCCAGCGUCAACGAGCAGCGAGGAUCCUCGCGGGCAAGCUCGGGCGCAGCCGAUCCGCCAAGAGGUGCGCGAGCUCGAAGAGCCGCCCCGGGCACACCACCUCCGAGGACAGCGACACUUGUCGGCGUAUGAGUCGCGCCGCAACGACCGCCAAUCGCAGCAGCAGCGGUUACGUGAGCUGCAGCGAGUGCAGCUACGACUCGGAGUCCUGCACCUGUAUCUCAGCGGACAAGUGCUACUGCUCGCUGUCGCGGAAGGCGCCCGAGGAAGUCGUCGGCCCGACGAUAUGCGGCUGCGACACCGACAGCUGCUCCGACAGCAACAAGUGCUACUGCUCGAGGGAGCGGACCGCCGCGGGUCCGAGUAUCCUCGAGCAACUCCGGCAGAAGGGCAUACUGCCUGCCGAGAGUACGAUCAGCAGGGCCGGCAGUCCCGACAGGCAGUUCGGCAAGAGUCUCGUCACCUCCAAGAGCCUCGAGUACCUGAAGGUCCGUCCAUCGUCCCCGGAGGAGAAGAGGGACAACCUCGGGCUGGACUACGAUCUGUUUGCGCCGGGUCGCGCGUCCCGCUGCUCGUCCGGGAGUGAGAAGGUGCUGGUGGUGAGCGCCCGUGACCCUCGUGGCCGGAUCAUCUACGUCGGCGGUACCGACAGGGACGAUGGGCUGCCGCUAAGAGGCUGCCAGGGCGAAGCUCGCCGGGGGAUCAGCGGUUCCGGGGGCGAUCACGAGGCACUGUCGAUAAAGAAGACCGCGGAGAUCGCGGCAGUAUUUGCCGGGCAGAGGAAGAUCGGCCGCAGGGCCAGCAGCACCUCCAGCUUGAAGAGUUCCAUAAGCCUCGAGGCCGGGCUUGGCUAUCUGCCCUGAAGAAGCUGAGCUUCUGCGAUUACCAAACUCUCCUCGUCCAUGAGGUCAUGGGGUCUUUUUUCUUCUUGGGAAUUUGGGCCUGUCGGCGCAUAAUGCACUUGGAGCUUUGGUUAUAACGUUAUUAGGUUUUGUAUAUGCAUGUGUGCGCGUGCGUGAACGUGUGUAACGGUCAGUGGUCGGUGGGGGCUCGUGUAAGCUACUUUUAUUUCUAAUACAUAAACCGAGGAUCUUUGCAUUUAAUGAAUGUGAGACGGGCGGUGAGUUGUACAAUUGGCAAAAAUAUUUAUCGAUCGUUUGUGCGCGGUCGCGUCGUUAAUAAUGAUGAGGUCUUGAAUCGAUCGUUUAUCUGCAUUUU